AUGAUCAAAGCCAUCUUCUACAGCAAAUUCGACACCCAGGAGGGCCCGAAGGUCGUCCACCAGGUCCCCGAUGGAGCUAUUGUCCCCUCCUCAACCGCGCCCGCGCAGCCCCUCUUCUUAAUUUUCUCUGACAUCUCGUUUUUCGUGAUCCCGCGCCAGGAGCUCUGCGGCAACCUCCUUCAGGUCUGCACCAAUGGUUACCGUAUUUUGGGAUACCCAAUCUGCAUGAAGUCCCCUCGCUACGACCGCAAUGAGUUCAUCUUCAACUUUUGUGUGGUGCUGGCCGAGGAGGAUGAUUUCAGCACCUACAAGAGUGUGGUGCAGAAGCUGGCCGAUAUGAUGCAUGCCCUGGAGGAACAGAAUGGGUUCUUGUCGCGAGAUUUCUCGAAGAGUGGCGAGGGCAAGGUAUAUAGUCUUUGCGAGAUGCUGAUGGAGGACCUCAACAACUAUUGCGAAUGCAUGAUACCCAUUGAUGAGCUCAACACAUUGAACAUCAAGUUGUUCCCUAUAUAUCCUUCUCCGCCGACUGUCAAGGCCUGGCAGGUCCCUCUGUUCACAGUGCGAUACCAUGCCUUUAUGGAUGAGAAUUGGGACCUGACAUUGCAACGGAUCGUACCCCAUAUCAACGGCAUUAAUAGCGUUCGCAUCAUCUCCAUCUUAGCCGACACCGACUUCUCCCUCACCUGCCGUGCAAUUCGACACCUACUAUACUACGGCUGCCUAUAUAUCCUAGACAUCUUUUCCUUCUCCGCAAUCUACGCGCCAACAGCACAAUUUAGCAACACAAUAGCCUCAGACGAAUCCAUGCAACUCGAAUGUGCACGCUACGUAAACACCUGCUUCGCACCACAUCCCGCCAUCGGCCCCCGCUCACCCCUCCCCCCGUCCCAGCUGCAGGAACCAGCGGAAGCAGCAGUAUCGGCGCCGGGCCCCUACGUAUCGCGCGACGAGUUCCGCUUCGACGCCGAAGAAAUCUGGCCCUUACUAGGCGACGAAGACACAAACGGGCUACCGUACACACCCGAAACACUAGACAACGACAUAGCACAUGCAGGCCUAAUCCCCAGCAUCGUCGAUGGCAUAGGCAUUGUCGAGCUCUACGCAAGCCUGAAACAGGGCCAGAGCGUUAAGCAAUGGUACUCCCAACACAGUCGCGAACUAGCCAACAUCGAUAUCCGCCGCUUUAUUACCUUCGGUGUGAUUAAGGGCUUCCUUUACCGCGUGCAUAAAUACGCUUGUGCAACGGGACAACCUGCAUCCGCGGCACGCUCUUCUUCUAUCCUUCCUGCUCGAGACUCGACUGGUCCGUCGUCUCGUGCUACAACAGGGACGAAUACGCCGUAUACUGCGUCUAGUGUGGGCGAAGACGCGCCGAUUUCAUCGGCAGCUCGGCGUGAGACGAGCCGUGAGCGAGCGGCCUCGUUUCAAAGUGGGAGUCGGACUGGAGUAGGAGGGAGCGGGCCGUCGGGAUUAUUUGAGGAUGACGAGGAAGAGAUUGAUGAUCGUACGUUGUCGAAGUAUCUUGACGGGACGCAUUGUAUUGAUCAGAUCUGCACGGAGCUGGAGAUUAGUGAGCGCGAGUUGACGGCUAGAUUGAAGCGGUAUCCUGGGGAGGUACUGAUUGUGCAUCGGUGA
Penicillium atrosanguineum is the source of this 1635-nucleotide messenger RNA. RefSeq names its product nitrogen permease regulating protein NPR2. Gene Ontology annotation, biological process: negative regulation of TORC1 signaling; positive regulation of autophagy. The record is from RefSeq and is a predicted model, not a curated record. Gene Ontology annotation, molecular function: GTPase activator activity. Lineage: Eukaryota; Fungi; Ascomycota; Eurotiomycetes; Eurotiales; Aspergillaceae. Bases 1 to 1635 code for a protein of 544 amino acids. Gene Ontology annotation, cellular component: GATOR1 complex; vacuolar membrane. The transcript is spliced from 5 exons.